Messenger RNA from Porites evermanni, 21755 nucleotides. The record is from the annotation of a GenBank genome assembly. Lineage: Eukaryota; Metazoa; Cnidaria; Anthozoa; Scleractinia; Poritidae.
AUGUGGAAAAUUAUGUUCACGAUUUUUUCACUGGUGGUCUUCUUGUGCGCGCAAAAUGUUGAUUCUUGGCGCCGGAGGAGACGCAGACGGGCUCCUCCUCCGUGCAGUGCUAGAGAUUGUACAGUUAGUUCGUGGAACACGUGGAGUUCCUGCAGUCACCAGUGCGGGACUAGUGGAUCACAGAGAAGGAGAAGAGCACAGACUUCCCCCGCGUCGUGUGGAGGAAGUUGUCCGUACACUUUCGAUCAAACUCGCGCUUGCAACAGGGACAAAUGUCAGAAUGGGGGGACACCUCAUAGCAACGGUUGUUCUUGUCGGUCAGGUUACCAAGGAACGUGUUGCGAAGGAGGUAAGAGGUAACGUUGGUUGACGUUUUUUAACAAUUCCGGAUCAAAUUGCACUUUGAACGAUGGUUUUUUAGAGUUGUGAUUACCGGUGAAGAAUAUGUUGACAUUUAACUUUGUAUAUUAGAUUUUAUCAAGAGAGGAUAAAGCUCAGAGACUGAAUCUCCUAUAUAGGCCCUAUACCCAUCGUAAUCCCUCUAAAGAUAUUUUUAGAUCUUCUUUUUUUGUUUCCAAAUGGGCUGAAUGAUAGGCAAUCAUACGUCCUUAGUUUUUGCAAUGUUGACAGGUGGGCGAAGGCCCGCUCAAUGCUCCGCUACGUUCGCGAAUCAAUUGUUGUAUUGGCGGAAGAAAUAACGAGAAAACUGCAACCAUAGGGAAACGAGUCCAAUGUAUACGUUUUGUGGACGAAUGCGCCUCUAGGGAGGUGAGUGUAGUAAGUGGAAAGAAAAAGUAUGGUGGCAUAGAUUGUAAAGCUUCAAAUAAUUUUAAUAACGAAAGAACUACAGUACAUCCCGCUCUAAGUACGCACUAAUAUCAGGAAAAACAAAAUUGAAUGUAUCAGUCCCCGAAGAAUGUUUUUGGUGUAGCUUCUGUUUAAGCAACAAUUCGGAUCUAAGCUAAUUUACCGUGAGAAUUCAGCAUCCUGCAAACGAGAUACAUGAAGAAGAAACCAAAGAAACUAAAAUCACUAACAAAAGGUUAUUUAGCUGCAAGAAAAAGCUACCUUUAAAGAUGUCAAAGAAAAUUGUUGCUUAAAAAGACAACUGCUUCUAAAUAUCAAAGUAAUCCGCUGUGUAAACCACACCGGAAACCACAAAACAAUUAUUAAAUGCCUCAUGACCUCUCAAUGUUCCACGGAGACUCAUUAGAGCGACCAAAUUAAGAUUUGCUGAGUGAAAAAUUAAAAUACUCCAUGCACUUCAUAACCUACGAGCUAAAAAGAAAAAAAAGAAAACCGUUCUUGUUUUAAAGAAUACUUAGGGCGGUGACGUUUCACACUCAUGGGCUUGUCAGUCGUGUUCAGCCUGUCAACACAUUAUUUCAAAUCCAAUUUCCUUUCCUUCUGUUUCUCGACGCUAAUUCCAAAUUGAUACGUACUGAAAUGAAGAAAAACCUCUCAAAAAACAGUUAUCAUUUCGCACAAAGAGAGGAUAAGACCUCUUUAUCCUCUCUUGUUUCGCAUUCAUCGCAACUCUCGCACCCCCGACGUUAAAGGGAUUACGAUGGGUAGAGGGCCUAUAUAUGGGGAUUCAUUCUCUGAGAUUUAUCUCCAGGGAAAAUCGCCCUGGGGAUGAGGUUGUUAUAUUAAAAACCUCCCAACUGCACAUGACUGAUGUCAUGAACUGUUGGAGGGUAGAUCAAAGGUUAGGGCGAGGUCAGGGUUAAGGUUCAGUGGAAUUUUCUAAAUAUUUUAUCCAGCUUGUUGGAAAAAAGAGUAACCGAACUUCAAACUAAUAGCUUCUGGAGGCAAAACCGACCUACAAAGUGCAAAGAGCGUCCGAAGUUUUGCGUUAAGUGUAAUUACUCACUUGAUCAAUUUGUUUUGAGAGACCUAUUAACCAGCUUCAACAUAGUUUAAAACAAAGGAAACGUUGAGGCGAUGUCGAGACAAAGUUUAAAACAAAACAAAGACAACACGCGUUCAACUUACUCCUUUCAAUAUCUCACAACAAUAAUGAAAGAGUUUCUGCUUUUUACAAGUUUCUCGAUCAUCUUGAGACCUUUUGACCAGGGUUUUAAUAAGGGAUAUGACACCCCAAUUUUGUCUGGUAUUGAAGUCAUUUCCGCGCAAAUGCAAAUUAUUCUUGUAUGCAAAACUUAACACUCCUUCCCUCCCUGUGUUCGAGAUAGAAGUUAACAGUUUACGAAAGCUAGUAAAAGAUUUUGCUUGUCUUACAUCAGUGGACAAAACAGAACAGAACAGUCCCUCUGUAGCAGAAGCUAUUUCUAUAGUAAUUGGUUCGUGGCAAGGGAACAGCAAGAUUGUUUUCAGAAUCUCUAAGGUUAUAAGAAUUAAAUGUGUCGCAGCGUAAUAUGAAUUUUGAAGACAUGUAAUCAAGUGCAAGGCAAUUCAAAGAUUUAUACACCAUCACAGCCUUCUGAAUUUGCCGCUGAGUUUCAGGGUUUUGCCACCCCAAGUCAUUUUAAAGUAUAUUUACAUCUGCAUCAUGUUUGGAGUUUGUGAGAACGCGUGCUGCACGUACCCCAUACCACUCUGCAAUAUUCAAAAUGUGAUUGGACAAGGUUAACAUACAUCAUGCAAGGCGGUAGGGGGCAAACAAUGAUUGAUGCGUUUUAUAGCUCCAAUACCAGAUGCAAUUCUCUUAGACAAAGCGUCAACAUGGUUUUCCCACAUUAGAUUUUCGUCAAUAAGCACGCCAAGAGACUUAGAGCAUUGAGAAUGUUUGAUUGGAACGUUAUUUAUAUUCAAAGAAGGCAGAGAAGGUAGAUUAUUAAGUUUUUGCCUUGAGCCGGUUAACCCGAACUCAGUAUUAGUCAUAUUUAGCGUUAGUUUAUUUGUGGUAAGCCAGCGAUUUAUGUUGAGCAAGUCCUCGUUCAGGGAAGACUGAAUGGAAUGGAUAUUACCAUACGAAUAAGAUGGGUAUCACCAGCACACAUUCUUGGCACAGAGUGAGACAGACAAUUGGGCAAAUCAUUGAUAUAUAGCAAAAACAGUAAAGGCCCUAAUAUUGUUUAAUGGGGAAUACCAUACUUGAGGUGCAACAUUCUGACAGCAUUUUAGCAUCCUUCUUUUGACUUUUAAACAAGGUAUAGAUUACCAUCGUAAUCGGCUUGCACUAUUUGGAGCAGGUUACAUCUAUCUGCUCGAGGCUAGGAGAUGACUUUGUUUACCAUGAGUCAGAGAAAACGAGGAAGUGGAAGCAUCCGUAAAAUGUUCAAGAUGGGCAGCUUUUACCUAAUGAUAGGAAAAUUACAAAAAUCCGACCGGAUUUAGGCGACAUUAGAUUCUAAAAUCACGAAAAGAAAAGCUUUAGAGACUACAUACCCUUUGAUAACCAAGUCAUAAGAAUUCCCCCGCCCCACUCUGUACAGUAUGUUGCAAUGCACUUUGUGAAUCGUGUUAAAUAGUCUUCUGUUCUUGCAGACGUGAAUGAAUGCCUACGAAAUCCCUGCCAGCACAUCUGUACAAAUACAUUCGGAAGUUAUACCUGCCAAUGCCAUUCAUGCUACACCAAACUUGAAACACGGUGUGACCUGAGACAAUGCAAAAUUAGUGGCUCGUGUUACGCUUAUGGAGCAGUGAACCCGAGCAAUAAGUGCCAGGUGAGAAAAAAAAUACAAUAGAGUUUAAGAAUUGAGACACACGAGUCCGGUAAUUGCUCAUAGAACAACAGGUUUUUACUCAAAUCACGUCGUUUGACCGAAAUUGCACAGUGUGUUCGGAGCUUUUCACAUUGCAUCAAUCUGCUAGUUCAUCCAGUACUUUUAAAUGAAUCCAUAUCUCGCAUCCUAAUUUUCAUUUAGAUUAACAAUUCAUUUAUAACCUCAAAAGCACAAAUAAGGACGAGGUCCUGUACUCUUCAACAACUAAGAAGGGUCGAAUCCAAUACACAAUUUUGAUAUCUGCCCCAUUAUGCAUACCGAUUUCACCUCAGCAGUAUCAAAAAUAUAUAUAUAUCUAGAUGGACGACAUCAAAAAUGUUCAUUUUGAUGAGGGCUUCAAGUGUCAACACUAGAUAACAUAGCAAAACCCAAAGCCAAACAUUUGCAAUAAGAAGCUGGUCUUUUUCUCGCACAAAAAUAUUAUACACUGAUUGUGAUGGGUGUACCAUCCAAACAAUUUGUCCGCUAAAUUAAAAAAGUUGUAAUGUUGGUGAGGGAAACUAUCUACUAAAAGUAUAUUGUUACUGCCGUCUAAACCUUUUGGUUCAAACCGAAAGGCUAAUUAAUUUAAUUCGCUUGUGACAGGACUGUAACAGUGCCAACAAGAUGGCCUGGACAAACAAUGACGCAUUACCUUGUAGUGACGGUGUGGCAUGCACUAGGAACGACCGUUGUUCAGGUGGUGUUUGCUCUGGAACACCAUUCACUUGCCUUCCGUGCGAAGAGUGCUACAACGACGCGUGUCGCGUUAAGCCCGGUUACUGCGUUAUUCAGGAUGGUGGAGUUAAGAAGUGUUUUACCCAUGGCACCUUACGUCCAGGAUAUCAGUGCCAGGUACAAAUCCCUGAAUAGUUUUUUUGGGGGGCUACCUGUGGCACAGCCCAAAUAUAAAGAGAGCUUUUUUCGCCGAAAAACGAAAAAUUUCGGAUGGACCACCCAGAAGGCAUUGCAUGUCCUACCCCCUCUAACAGGGCCACCAUUGUGACUUUUUGCGGGAGGUAAUGGGUCAUUUCAAGAGGGAAAAUUGCAGCCAAUUAGGAGUAAUUAGGACUAGCUGUACACUCAUAAGACCCAAAAACGAAGACCUAAGGCCUAAGACCCCGUGGACUAAAAGGAAGACCCUUGGACUAAAACGAAGACCCUCUGGACUAAGGCGAAGACCCCUAGACUAAAACGAAGACCCUCUGGACAAAAACGAAGACCCCAUGAACUAAAACGAAGACCCUCUGGACUAAAACGAAGACCCCUGUGGAUUAAACUCUUACGGCGAUUUAGGAGUGUUGUGGAAUUUCCUCUGGGCUAUUUGAUUGUGAUAAUGAAGUCUAUCACUCACCUUUUCUUCAAUCGACCGCGUGCUCUAGCGUUCUAAAAUGUCGAACAAUUGUAUCGAUCAAUACAAGUACAAAACAAAAUAACCGGCGUAGGAAGGAAAUAACAACAAGACAUUUAACAUUGAUGAAUUCAAGGAGAGGGGAACCUCGCGCUCUUUUUAUUACUUUUUACCUCAUCAACAGAAAAAUGCUGUCGAUCCAGAACAUCGCUCGAGUAAAGCUGUACAUUUCGGGUUUCAUGUAAGCAAGGUUUAAUAGUAUAUAUGCCGGGUUAUAUUUAUAACCCUGUCUCUUUAUUCUGACCUCUAUUGUAAAAAAAUGACUCAUCUUUUACGGCUCAAACAGUUGUUAUAAUGAUAACUGUAGUAAAAAAUAAAAGAAAAUAAAAGAAAAGGAAAAAAAAAUACAUCGGUUCUGCAAGAUUCGAUCCCGGGACAGUUACGUCGUAUCUAAGACGUUACCACAAGGCAUCGAAGGCUUUCUCGAAAUAACAAAAUGAAAAAUUUUUAUUUAUACAAAACUGACGUCAUCAUCGCCGUAAACACAUCCAAAGUGAUUUAACACUCGAAAUAUGUUCAAAGAAACCUGUAAAGAGACGGAUGGAGACACCUUUUGGAAGAAAAGGUAAGUGAUAGACUUCACUAUCACAAUUAAAUAGCGCAGAGAAAAAUUCCACAAUAUUCCCAAAUCAGCUCAAAUCGCCGUAACAAAUUACCGAAGAGGGCGUUGUCUUUCGCAAGAGUUCAAAAUCUACAUGGGUCUCCGUUUAGUCCAAAGGGUCUUCGUUUUAGUCCAAGGGGUCUUCGUUUUAGUUCAUAGGGUCUUUGUUUUAGUCCAGGGGGUCUUCGUUUUAGUCCACGGGGUCUUAGGUUUAAGGUCUUCGUUUUCGGGUCUUCGUUUUGGAAACACCCAAGGUUAGCAUGGAUUGCUAUCGCCGAAUGGUCUACAGGCGGCCCAAGCUCACUACAGGAACCCGGACGUGACUCUUGCUUGCGAGCAGUGUUGUGUUACAAACGGUUAUUUACAUAGGCUUGUAUGGGACGUAAACGGUUUUUCUUAAAAGAGAGAACAAAUGUUAUGUUUUUAAAUAAAAUCGAUUAACCGUAUUGCCUUGUUGUAUUCUUUGUAGUUUGCCCGCGUCUCAGGCCGUUUUGAAGCGUUUUAGCGCUAUUUUGGUCGCCGAAAACGCUUCAAAACGGCCUGAGACGCCGGUAAACAGCAAAGAAUACAGUAAGGCAAUAAGGUAAGUGGAUUUUAUUUAAAAACAUAACAUUUGUUCUCUCUUUUACGAAAAACCGGUUACAUCCGAUACAAGCCUUUGUAAAUAACCGUUUGUAACACAACACCGCUCGCAAGCAAGAGUCACGUCAGCGUUCCUCUAGUGCGUUACGGUCGCCUGUGAAUGGUCUCGCUAUUGGGACACAGUGUCUUGCCCUUACGCUUCUCCGUUUAUCACUCUUAUUUGUUUAUUUCAUGGCUAAACCUGGAAAACAGCUAGUCACCUAGUUAGGUAGACUUUCGACUAUUCAUUUCAAUUCUUCCGAUUCAUCAAUGACUUGUCCACGUCGUUAAAGUCGUCGCUUUUUCUGGUAAUUUAAGGAGCCUUCUCUGAUUGAAAACUUGACUUUAAACCGUCUCUGUUAGUCUCCUGCACUAACUUACCUUACCGUUUUCUACCUUCUUAAAUUAACAUGUUCUCUUCCAGCAAUGUGACAGCAACAACAAAUAUCAGUGGACCAACAACAACAAUCUUAAAUGCAGUGACAACAACUUAAAGACCAAAGAUGACCGAUGUAUCAGUGGAGCGUGCGUGGGCACCCCGUACAACUGCCUUCCGUGCGAGACACAUGACGGACGGGGCUGUCCAAUCAACCCAGGACACUGUAUUAUACAAAAUGGCAACCAAAGGACUUGCUACGCUAAGAAUCAUUACAAACCAGGAAACCCUUGUCAGGUAGAAAGAUAAUACUUUCGUAUUGUACUUGGUAUCCUAUUGUAUUUAAUCUGUGAGAAGGUAAAUACUGUUAGAGCGAUUCAAUGAAGCCCUCUGAGGUAAGAAUAAGUUUAUAACAGAUUAAUUCAGUCUGUAAAAAAAUACAAGCAACCACGAUUGAAAACACAUGAUACACCAAUUCAACCCAAGGAGGGCUGCGUGGCCUCAAAUCUGAUAAGUAAUUUAAACUCGCAAGAAUAGUGCAGGGGAAAAGAAAAACAGUGUCGUUGUUGAAAUGGCAACGACGCUGAUUCUCUUUUCUUUUGAUCCAGAGAUAGUUGAGCAUUUCCAUUCCCUUAGUGUUGCAAAAGAUGUAUGCAAGCGCCAUCACUUUUCUCGGCAAUAAAUACCCAGUACACGGAAUAUGCUUCAAAAAUCCGUGAUUCAGAAUUCAACCUGCUAUAGCAGACGCCAUUCUCCUGACACUUGUCACCGUCCUAACGUCACUUACUUUGGAAACAAACACCACAGUUAUUUAACUAACUACAAGUCUGAUAACUUCUGGUUUCCAUCUAAUUUUAAGUGGUGUAAUCCAAGCAGCAGCACGAGCACCUGGACAAAUCGCGAAGGCGUGGCAUGUGAUGAUGGUGACAAGUGCACACGUGAUGACACGUGUCGCAGUGGCCAAUGCAGUGCCACCCCAUUCACGUGUAAUUCCGGGUGCCAAUACUGCAAUGGCUAUACCUGCAGUCUGAAAACAGGAUUUGGAUUCGUAAACAACAAGUGUAUGUGCAAGAUAGCGGGUGUGUAAAUGAAUUUAUGCAGCAAACUCUUACUAUCCAGGCAUUUUCUUGGGGCACUAGGACUAUAUUGCAAGGGGUCAUAGGGGACCUGCACUUAAUCUAAAUGAGAUGAUAACCACUCACAGGAAAUCUCACAGAGCGCUCGCUCGCAGGUUAAUUUACAGCCGAUUUGCAAGAGAUAAUUCAGCUGGUAACAACAAGGACAAAAACAGGACGGAUCAUGAACAUAAUUAGAGUUAACGUAUCUUAAGAAGCAAUCCCAGAGCCUUCUAGGUUCUUGACACAGGUUUUAUUAAGCACGUAGCGGGCUGAGGACAAAAAAAUGGUGGGAAUGGGGUUUCCGUUCCUGUAUUGAUGUUGGAUACACUUUGAAUUUAAAGUUUGAGAUUUAACUUCCGACAAUAAGAUUUACAAGGUGGAUCAAUUUAGGUUCCUGGGAAACUGCCCACCUACCCCUCCCCUAAAAAAACAUUUUACUCUGAACGAGAAGUGUUAAUGCUGGCUUAGGGGAGGCGUAGGUGGGCAGUUUCCCACAAACCUAAAUAUUUAUUGAUCCUACUACGUAAAGGCGACAUGAUUACCAAAUACAACACACUCUUUUCUUCACACCUGGUAGGUCAAGACUAUGGACACCAGACCUUAAAUCCGUCAAACCCGUGUCAGUGGUGUGUCCUGGACGACCCAACAGCUCGUGCUAACAGUGCCUGGUCAAACCGUCCUCCUGUAGCUUGUGACGAUCAAGAUUCAUGCACCAAGCAGGACACUUGUAAUGCCGGCAGGUGCUGUUAAAAGUCAUUUUACUAGAAAAAAAUUACAGGGAAAUCGUUUUAUUUAGAGGUCGAUUUAUUUGGUGAAAAAUCAUUGGUCGGAAACCGCAAACUCAAGACUCUAGAACAAGACUUGAAAUGUUCACUAGAGAACUAAUUGUCCAAUCUAAUUAGAAAAAUCAGUGAGAACAAAUUACUGGAAUACUGUACUCUCUUACCUUUCUCCAUACGGUUAAACCAGUAACCUCACAACACGUUCACGUCACCUCUUUGCAGGCCCAAUAGAUGCCGACUCCGAAUCUUUCCAAGGUAUCCUAUUAAGGAAAUGCGGCCGUAAGCAGAUCUUAAAACUGAUAUACAAACCUUUAAACGAUAUAUUUACUGAAAACAUGGAACGAGCUCUUUUUAUAUCAGGACCAUUGCCAAACUGUUUUUUCCUUCCAUUUCCUUUUGAAUUUAUUUUGAACAAAUACAUGUGGACUGUUCUAUCCUCUUUUAACUCUGUUUUAUCUUACACUGAACAGUGGCGGACCCAGGGGAGGGGCCCGGGGGGCGCCCCCUUAUUUGUAGACCAAACGGAGGCCCGAAGGGCCGAAAAGGAUUUUUAGACCGACUCCCCCGCGCUCCUAUCUCAGGGUCUGGAUGAUCGUUCCCUCACCUUAUCUGAAGGUCUGGAUUCGCCACUGCUGAAGCAUGUGCAUUGUAUGUAAGCCAGUUAGAUUCCAGGCUUUCUAACACAUAAAAUAAACAGCAAUACAAGAAAAUAAUUCUUUAGGACGUUAAACUACAAUCACAACAAACGUUCACCCUAUAUUCACUCGGUUAAUCCGAGGCGCAGGAUUGGAGGGGGAAUUGGGAGGGCCUAGUAUGCCCACACGGGACAUGAAACCGUGGAUACGGAUAUGAAAUCGUAUUAACCUUGAAUAGCGGGAUUGAUUGAAAUGGGAGUUACCUUUGAACCGCCUUUUUGGAGUUAAAUUAUUUUAAACUUUGGACAAAAUUUAGGUUAAUUAAUGGUGCCUGGAAAGUGCCAAAUGUUAUGAGCAGCUGUUUCAAUCAUGACUCCGUAAAAAAUAUGGUCACGGCAGGGCGAGCGCGUCCUUCCAACCAAUCCUGUGAAGUAAGAUUUAAGGAAUUGUGGUACUUUCAUCAGGUGUGUAGGCCAACCAUACUCUUGUCAGUCAUCUCACCCGUCUUCAAGUUGUAUCAAGACUUCCCAGUGUGUUGGUGAUGGAACGUGCAGAGACAUUAUGAGAGCAACAGGGACCAUUUGCCGACCUCCUGUCGACGUUUGUGACCGGCCUGAAAGGUAAUGAACGAUGAGGAGGACGAUUCUGUAGUAAACAAACAAGUCCUCGUUUGUGUACGAAAACUAUAUAUAUAACUAUGAUAUAUUAUGUGCCCUGGAUCAUUGCACCCUUUUUCUCAAAUGGACAGUAAAAAUUCAAAUAUAUCUGAAACCAUUUGGAAAAAAAUAUUCUUAGAUGUCAAGUGAAUGGUAACGAUUCAGUGUUAACAGGCCGGUUACGUUUGGAUUGGUAUCCAUAAACUCUGAAACGGCCGCUCUUUUUUCGGUAGUCGAGGGGGGAGAGAAAAUCACGCUUACGAUACAGUAAAAACCUGCAUAAAAGAACGAGUGAACACUCAGGCUGAACGUUGGUCAAAAAAGUACCAUAUACAUAUGAACACAUUCAGCCUGAAAAAUGAAAAUUGAUCUUACAUAAAAAAAAAAGUGGCUGCCAGUUAGAUUAGAAUAACCUACUAGGGUAAUAGUUACAUGGAAGGAGGGAGAAGGAGCUGGUGCAUUUUGAAUUUGCAAGACUUUUCCUGAGUUUCGAGUUGUGUAUCACCAGAACUGCUACCCCCCCUCCCCCCCAAUGUAACAUUAUUGCCUUGAUUAAUGCAGUUAAGGUUAGUUCCAUCCAUCCGUCAAUUAAUUAAAAUGGUUUGCUUGCACAUUGAUUUCAUCUGUUGGUAGUCUAUGCAGUAUUUAGAAACAAUUUUAAGAACACCUUAGGAACAUUUCAGGCUGAUUUUGCGGAAACGCCCAAUAUAUAAGGACAAAAUCAGCCUUAACCCCCAAAACACGGUUUGUUUUAUAUGGGUUUUUACUGUAUAAGGUGCUACUCCUUCACAUAAUAGUACAGAUCAUCAUUUUUCUAUAAGCUCUUCGAAAUUUCUGAUCACCUUUUUCUUCCCUAAUGCGAAGGGAUCGGGAAAAAAGGGGUCGUAUGAUAUGGAAGACGCUAGCAACACGGUCCCCAUUUAUUAUCUAGGUGUGAUGGUAACCUUGGGACAUGUCCCGGAGCAGUGCAAGACAGGAUUAACAUAAGAACUGGCACAGCCAAAUUUAUGGAUAGCACAUUUCAGUCAGUUGUUAGCUAUCAGCACCUCACGGACAAACUCUACCUUCGUGUCUCUGGCUUUUCUGUCUCCUGUGGCCAUUUGACGUUCAGAUGGUUUUUGCUAUCUGCAUCUUCCGCCUGCAACACUGCAUCACCAUUGAACGGGACAUUUCCUAACAGUAACUCGCAGCAAACUAUUACAGGUAGGUAGAUGUCAUUUUUCUAAAAUAAAACACUGCUCAGUAAUGAAUACACCAGUGUCAAUCAUGGAACGUGUCUGUGGGGUCACUAAAAACUAAUCAAUGGCUGCUCAAUGGAAAUGCUUUGUUUAAUGUUCGUAGUUAAAUCAGUUAAAUGUAACACAAUUACAUCAGAGGACGUCUUAAAGAUUGUAGGCCGGACCACCCUUUUAGCAUAAAAAAAUGGGAAAUACCGCGCAACACAAAAACCGGACGUUUCGAGGUUGCUCCCUCUUCCUCAGUGAUUUUUCCGUGCCCUUUCAUGCACAUUUUGAUAAACUUUGUGAAAAUCUCUACCCUUUUAGGCUGACUUCCCUCUCACGUUUUGUUUGUAAAAUGUAUUUGGAGGUCACCCCUUCGCGAUUGAUACACGACUUGCAGGUGCUUUCGCAGUGAGGCUUUUUACAAGGAGGAAAGGGAGCUUAAAGUUGUCUGAAAUUAGUCACUCAGGAAAGCUUAAGUUAAAAGGCAUGCUUAUGUCACGUGUACAUUUGACAAAAUUUACUGACUUUCAGCAGGGGCCAGACAUGUUUUCAUAGUUAACGUUCAUAGGAGCACGAGAACACUUCUGCACCCUAACAGAGUAGCCCGUAAGUCGUAAUAUAAGGAACAGAGGGAGGGGGCUCCGGAACCCUCAAAGUACCAAGGGUACGUUCCCUUACUUGCACAGAACCCAAGAGUCUUCCAAAGCGUGUCUGCUCAUGAAUUGUGUAAGACUUGUCAGAGGUCCAUUUGCAACUUCUCGCUUCGGAAAAGGAAGCAAGUUAGCUUUUUUACUUUUAAGCAACUGUCUGGUUAGCCCGAAUUUCAUCCGAUUACUUCGAGUCGUUAUUACUCCCUCAGUAAUAACGACUCGAAGUAAUCGGAUGAAAUUCAGGCUACUGUCUGGUUACUGUUGAUCCAGUUUUUCCACUGACGGUAGCGGAAAUGGAAGCUUUGNAAAACUAAUCAAUGGCUGCUCAAUGGAAAUGCUUUGUUUAAUGUUCGUAGUUAAAUCAGUUAAAUGUAACACAAUUACAUCAGAGGACGUCUUAAAGAUUGUAGGCCGGACCACCCUUUUAGCAUAAAAAAAUGGGAAAUACCGCGCAACACAAAAACCGGACGUUUCGAGGUUGCUCCCUCUUCCUCAGUGAUUUUUCCGUGCCCUUUCAUGCACAUUUUGAUAAACUUUGUGAAAAUCUCUACCCUUUUAGGCUGACUUCCCUCUCACGUUUUGUUUGUAAAAUGUAUUUGGAGGUCACCCCUUCGCGAUUGAUACACGACUUGCAGGUGCUUUCGCAGUGAGGCUUUUUACAAGGAGGAAAGGGAGCUUAAAGUUGUCUGAAAUUAGUCACUCAGGAAAGCUUAAGUUAAAAGGCAUGCUUAUGUCACGUGUACAUUUGACAAAAUUUACUGACUUUCAGCAGGGGCCAGACAUGUUUUCAUAGUUAACGUUCAUAGGAGCACGAGAACACUUCUGCACCCUAACAGAGUAGCCCGUAAGUCGUAAUAUAAGGAACAGAGGGAGGGGGCUCCGGAACCCUCAAAGUACCAAGGGUACGUUCCCUUACUUGCACAGAACCCAAGAGUCUUCCAAAGCGUGUCUGCUCAUGAAUUGUGUAAGACUUGUCAGAGGUCCAUUUGCAACUUCUCGCUUCGGAAAAGGAAGCAAGUUAGCUUUUUUACUUUUAAGCAACUGUCUGGUUAGCCCGAAUUUCAUCCGAUUACUUCGAGUCGUUAUUACUCCCUCAGUAAUAACGACUCGAAGUAAUCGGAUGAAAUUCAGGCUACUGUCUGGUUACUGUUGAUCCAGUUUUUCCACUGACGGUAGCGGAAAUGGAAGCUUUGCUUGCUUUGGAUAACAGCUAGUGUUAUGAAAAGUCCAUGAGGCACUGAAGUGCAAACUAUAGUAGUAUAGACCUACAUAGUCGAGUGGCAUUUCUGCAUCAUCACCUUCUUUCUAAAGCUACUCCAAAAUUGCCCUGUAACUUUUCACUCCAUUUUCAUAUGGCGAAACCCGAACAUGUUCCUGGGGGCUUUGAGUCCGAAAAGGCGAGAACAAGUCAAAUCAGCCAGAUAUAAAAUGAUAGAUACAAAAAAUUUAGAUAUUUCUAGAUACGAGGCCCCAGUUGUUCAAACGUUGGAUAGCACUACCCACCGUAUAAAUCACUAUCCAGAGGAUAAGUAUUACGGAAAUCAAUUACGCUAUCCGCUGGAUAGAGAUUUAUCCGAUGGAUAACGCUAUCCAACGUUUGAACAACCAGGGCCAGUUCUUUAAACGUUUAAUUAACAGACGGUUUUAGGGGUCCUGUUGUUUAAACAGACCGCCUUACAUUGUUUGGACGUGAGACACCUCUGAAAUUUUCGGUGUUCUUAAGUCGAAUGAAUCCAGGCCCCAGUUGUUCAAAAGGUGGAUAACGCUAUCCCCCCGGAUAAAUCAUUAUCCACUGGAUAGUGCAGUUGGUUUCCCUAACACUUAUCCGUUAGAUAGCGCUAUCCAACUUUCGAACAACUGGGGCCAGAACUCAUUUGUUUGCUCAUAUUUGUUUUCACGUGUUUAUAGCUUAUCACAUGCAUGAAACUUUUACAGGGCUUAUUCUCCAGGAUACCAACAGCUAUAAAGUUUCCAUACAAGCUUCGGAUAUAAGAAACAACGUACCUCAACUUGUUUGUAGUGGUGUGGUCGUCAUUGAUACCUCGAAGCCACAAGAUGGUUGGAUUCGCGAUGGGUCUGGAGCUGACCUUAGUUACCAAGACACCAAAUUAUUGCAAGUAAACUGGGGUGGAGUAAAAACAAGAUACGGUGUAAGAAAGUACGACUGGAAAGUUCUCAUAACCCCUUUUGACACAAAUCAGACCACCGAGCCUAUGCCAUUUACGACUGUUCAUCAGAACACUAGCGCACAAAAAUUAUUUAACAGCAUCACAGACGGCUCAAAAGUGAAAUUCGUUGUUCGAGCUUACACCAAAGCGGGCCUGUUUUCAGACCUCACAAGUGACGGGGUUGUCAUCGACACAUCACCACCUAUUGCAGGAAAGGUCUAUGAUGGUAAUCAGGUCGGCUUUGAUUUGAAAUUCGCUAAAUGGGCAAAAACGUUCAGCGCAAACUGGGACAUCUUUACUGAUUCUCAUUCUCCCAUUUCACGAUACACUUGGGCGGUAGAGCGGGUAGGCACCGGAUUAAUCACGUCAUUUAAGGCCACAGACCUUAACCGCAUUAGUACAGCAACUAACCUUAAUUUAGUUUCUGGUGAGAGCUACUGCGCAGUUGUCACAGGUUAUAACGAGGCUGGUCUUCCCACCACAGUCAAAUCAGACUGUGUGUUGAUAGACCACGAAGUACCGCUAGCUGGUACUGUAAAUGAUGGACACGUCCAUGAUGUAGACUACCAAUCAGAAGACACCAUGAUAGCAGCUAAUUGGAAUGGUUUCAGUGAUGGAAGUAAAGGGAGUGGAAUUGUGGAGUACAGAUACAAAGUCACAGAAGACGGUGGAGGUAUAAUUGUUCCCUGGACACCUGCUGGCAAUGCCACUAACAUAACGCUUAACGGGUUGGUUCUUAAGAAUAACACAAAAUACUUCGUUACCGUGAAAGCAGUCGAUGCAGUGGGACUUAGCACUGACAUUACUACGGAUGGUGUUACUGUAGACACAACACAUCCUGUGUUCACAGGAAAAGUGGUCGUUACAGGGGUAAAUGACGUUAAAAAUGGAACAUCGUGUGUUUACAUUUCAAGUAUAUCAUCAGUAAAAGUACAGUGGAUUGGUUUCUCAGACGCACACAGCGGACUUCAGCGAUAUGAAUGGGCAAUCAUCCCCGCCGACAAGUCACUGUCAAACUCUGACUUGACAGAAGUUUCUGGGUCCAAUCUGCCUACAUCUGCAACAUUUCACAAUCUAGCACUUAUUCAAGGAAAAGAAUAUUAUGUCAUUAUGAGAGCCUACAAUAGAGCUGAGUUAUAUAAAGACGCGUACUCAGUCCUGGUGAUACCUGACUCCACCCCUCCAUCACCUGGAGAAGUGUUCGACGGACCAACAUACAAGGUGGAUAUCGACUAUCAAGCUGAGAUUCAUCAUGUUUAUGGGUCUUGGGAAAAUUUCCCCGAGCCUCAUACUGCAGUCAAGCAGUACCACUAUGCGGUGGGAAGUUGUAUCACUGGAAACUACCACGUCACAGAAAAUGCAUUCGUCAAGCUAGAUCCUCCAACGGCCACUUCUUUUGUGCUAUCCAACGUCACACUUGUUAAUGGUCAGCGAUACUGCGUGAAAAUCAAGGCUGAAAACAAAGCUGGUUUGUUUAGUAACGAGGUAUCCUCGGAUGGCUUUGUCGCCGAUGUCACACCACCGGAUACGCGAAACGCCCAGGUGCGAGACGGAAUGACAGGUUCGGACAUCGACUUUCAAGACAACACCACAGCAUUAUCAGCACAGUGGGACGGUUUUGCGGACCGUGAAUCUGGAAUUCAUUAUUACGAAUACGGAAUAGGCAAAAGUCGUGGCAGAAAUGCCGAUGUUUUUUCUUUCAAGAAUAUAGGCCUUAACACUUCAGCUACUGCGGGUGGCCUAUCAUUAAGUGAUGAUGUCUAUUACUUCAUCGUCUGCGCCGUAAACAAGGCCGGGCUGCGCCAGUGCCUCAGCUCAGAUGGCGUUCUCAUAGAUUUCAGCCCUCCGAGCCUUGGGGUGGUGCACGACGGGAUUAUUGAACCCGAUCUGAAAUACCAGUCCUCUUUGUCAAGUAUGGCUGCUAACUGGGAAGGAAUCUGGGACUUGGAAAGUGGAAUCGAAAAAUUUGAGUGGAGCAUUGGAACCAGUACAAAUGACAAGACCAGUGUUCAAGGCUACACUGAUGCUGGACUCUCAACCCACGUCAGAAGUAAAGCUGUUCUUAAUCUAUCGAGUGGAACAAAAUAUUACGUUCAUCUAAAAGUCACGAAUCAGGCAGGAGCUGUUAGAGAACUUGUUUCAGAUGGCGUAAUAGCAGAUGGGACACCUCCAAAUCCAAGCGUAAUCUACCCAGGUUUUGGGUCGCAAGGCGAAUGGAUACACAACGACCAAGAAAGUUCCUUCUACUCUGCUUCAGCAUCAAGUAUUGCAGCUUACUGGACCCGAUUCGCCGAACCUGAAAGUGAGGUAUGGUACUACAAGUGGGCCAUUGGUACAAGCAAAUGUGGCACUCAAGUGCAGUCACUUGUUAACAUCGGACGGUUAAACUACGCCAAUACGACAACGACUGAUCUGGUCUUUAGAUCCGGUAUUAAAUAUUACGUUACGGUAACAUCAAGAAAUCGGGCUGGUCUUGUGUCACGGUCAUGCUCAGAUGCCCUGGUCUUUGACAGCACUCCACCACGUGCAGGAGAAGUUUACGUUGGACAGUCUUCAAACAGCCACAUAACGAAAACCUUCCAUGACAGAAAGGGUAUUAUUAUUUCAUGGAAAGAAUUUAGAGACCGCGAAAGUGGCAUAAGCAAAUGUAAUAUCUCUGUAGAGAAUCAAGUGGGUGACGUUCUGUUCUUCCACAGUAGCAAUGAAACUUUAGGUAAUAUCUCUCUUCCUCACCAUGUCCACCUUUCUCAUGGUCAAAGCUACAAUGCAACUGUCGAGUGUACAAACCACGCAGGCCUUACUUCCUCUUCAUCUACCACUUUCGUAAUCGACGACACACCUCCCAUUCAGAACGGUCCCAUCAUAGCCGGUGUUUCACAUGAUCAACAUUAUCAAUAUCAGUCGGACAAAACCUCUGUAACCGCCACUUGGCCUCCAUUUACAGACCCAGAAAGUGAUAUCAGGAAUUAUCAAUUCGCCAUGGGAACUCGACCAAGCCUAGACGACAUUAUUAGCUUUGAAGACGUUCAUCUCGCAACUCGAGUAAAUAAAAAUGGCCUAAGUCUUCUUCAGGGAGCUGUCUACCACAUAACAGUGAUAGCAACGAACUUUGCAGGUUCAAGUACAAAUGUAUCAUCGCUUGCACUGAGGAUAGACACUACACCUCCCCUGGGUGUCAAUGGCUGCGUCCAUGAUGGACCAAGUGGUAACGAUAUAGACUUUUUUUCUCCUAAUAUAGACCUUGCAGCGCAUUGGGAGGAGAUUAAUGAUGCUGAAAGUAGUAUCGUAGAAAGCAAGUACUGUAUUGGAACAAAGCCUCGCGGUUGCCAGAUUCAAGCAACCAGAAGUGUUCAAGGGAAUAAAUCAUUCAUCUGCCCGACAUGCAAAGCGAAUCCAGGAGAACGAGUUUUUGUUACAGUAACAGCCACAAAUGGAGCGGGCCUGUCAGUGACUCGCAGCUCCAAUGGAAUGGUAUUAGAUGUUACUGCUCCUCGUAUGGGCUCCGUUAUUGACGGAAGUCAUGUAACAGGCGUUGACUACAAUGUCGUUCUUGAAGAGUGGAAUGUCUCCAUGUCUUGGUUUGGUGUGGAGGAUCCUGAAAGUGGUGUAAAAUCGUGCUUAUGGCGAGUACAGGACGCAGAUGGUUACACAGUGCUUGAAAAUGAGAUAAGUAAUAAUACAGUCUACGGACAAAAGAAAGUCUUUACUCGCCCUCAGACAUACCUUGAACUAAACUUUCUAAAAAACGUCACUUACUAUAAUGUAAUAACUUGUUGGAGCAAAGCAAAACUGCACAGCACAGCUCGUUCAAAUGGGUUUCGGAUGGAAUCUGUCUGGCCUGUUCCGGCAUCCGUCAGAAAUGGCAAAAAACAAGGUGUUAAUCUCAUCUAUACAACGAGCACUAGAAUUAUUGGUGCCAACUGGGAUCCUUUUACAAGCGACAUGACGGACCCAGUUGUUGACUACGAGUGGGCCGUUGGCACGGCUGUCGGUAGAAACGAUAUCCUACGUUUUACUAGUGUAGGCCUCAAGACGAGCAUUGAAAGAGACUUGGCACCCAACGCACCAGGAGUUGACGUUUUGGUUGCUGGUCAGAAGCAUUACAUCACUAUAAAAGCUACGUCUGCUGCCGGCUUGACAAGUAUUGCGAGUUCAAGUGGGUUUAUUGUAGAUCCGAGCCCUCCAGUGAAGGCAGAGGUAAUCACUAGUCACGUGGUGACUGACCAAAAACAGCGCAUUGUCGAAAUUCAUGUUUCUUGGGAUGGCACGCAGGACUACGAAAGUGGCAUUGAAAGCAGCGAUUACUGCUUAGGAACCACGCCCCUUACAUGUGUAGACGUUGCUACAAGUGUAGGACCGUCCACAACCGGGACCAUUGGCCCGUUCAAGCCUGAACUUCAAGCAGGUUAUUACGUCACUGUAAUUGUUGCAAACAGAGCUGGCCUUACAUCUGUCAUGUCUUCCAAGAAGCUAAACUUUGACUCAACGUCUCCAACCCAAGGGACCGUAGUUGACGGACUGGGCCAAGACAUUGAUUUCACGGAUUCCAUGAAUUCUCUUUCGGUUCAGUGGGAAGGCUUUGAAGACGAGGAGACUGGCAUUGCUAGCUGUUCAUGGUCACUAAUAGAACAAUCUGCUUCUGACAACAGUUCUGCGUUUGGAAAUGACACUGUCGUGUUAACAGAGUCUGUGCCAAGCAGAGGUAACCUCACUCGAGUAAAUCUCAAUCUUGUCCCAGGCGCUCGCUAUGUUAGCAAGAUAACUUGCUCGAAUGGUGAUGGUUUCAACUCCACGUCCUACUCUGAUGGGAUCGUUGUUGACGUCACGGCAGCUAGUUCUGGUCUAGUACACGAUGGAUCGUCUCUUACAAUUGAUAUGCAGUAUCAAUCCUCAUCAUCAGAGGUAGAGGCAAUAUGGGAACCUUUCAAGGAUCAAGAAAGUGGUGUAGUGAAUUAUCGCUGGAGCAUAGGCACUUCACCAGACAGAACUGACAUUCUAAACUUCACAGACGUUGAUAUUAAAACCUAUGCCAAAACAUCAAACCUUACUCUCACUCACAGUCAGCGAUAUUACGUGACUGUUGAGGCCACAAAUGGUGCUGGAAUAACUUCUCAUGGAUGGUCUGAUGGCUUCCUCGUGGACAUUUCCCCGCCUCUUUUAACAGAGGUAAGCCCUCGCAACUCUUCAGAACCAAUCACAACUAAUCGUAAUUUAAAUCCCAAUUCAACUUAAAUUAAAAGCAGUUUUAUCAAAGAAACAAACAUUACCUUGAAGUAGCAGAUUUAUUAAAACAGUGCACAAGCGAAACAAUCCUCACACUAGGGGAACUGUUUACAUGUUUUCAGACCAAGAAGUGCACAGAAGUUUUUUUUUUUUGCAUUGUUGCUCAAAAAUGGCUUGAAUUUCUGGGGUGACUAUUAGUGUUUUUGGCCAUGAAGAAUGUAGAGCUACUCUGUAGAAAAGCCAUUAUUAAUAAUAAAAGUAACAAUAAUAAUAAUAUUAACAAUAUGUUUAUUAUUAUUAUUUUUCUUCUUCUUCUUCUUCUUCUUAUUAUUAUUAUUAUCAUUAUUAUUAUCGUUAGUCCUAGUGGUAGAAGUAGUAGUAUCGAAUUAAUCUAAGGAACAAAUUAACACCUACUGAAGAGAAGAGCUUUCUCGCUUAAAAUUUUAUUGGACAAAAAAGUCGUAGAGAAAACCUUCAAGUGGUUGCAUCCACCCCCUCGUUCUUCUGAGAGGUCAGAGCAAUUGUGUUUUUCUAAUUUUCAGCUUUCAAGUAGCUCAAAUGUGUGGCUCGGCCCAAAGGACAGCCUUAGCGCCUCGUGGAAAUCAAGCGAUCCCGAGAGUGACGUUAUAAAAACUGAAUUCUGCGUGGGAUCGAUUUCCAUUGGUUGCCAGAUUAAAUCUAUGACUGAGCUACCACCAAACGCCACCAAUGUCUCUUGCGAUGACUGUCAGUUAACCCACCUUGGAUCAUACUACGUCACAAUCCGAGUGACCAACGGGGCCGGUUUGUUUACAGUAGCAGCAACGAAUGAAAUAAAAGUGGACUUAACAGCACCAGUGGUCGGUGACAUAGUUCACAUGACGGAUGUCACGCCGUGCGUGAACAACUGUACCUUAACAGCAAACAUCUCGUCAUUCCUCGACAACGAAAGUGGUAUCAAGUUAUGCCGUUAUGCGAUACGAAACAGCAGUCACCUUUUGGGAGACUUUGUGAACAACGGAUUGGACAAAACUUUGAGAGCGGUGGGUCUGCAGUUACAGACUGGUGAAAGGUACUACUUUGUUGCUAGGUGCGAAAAUACCGUUGGACUUGUCACGGAAAAGACGUCUAUUGUGCCAAUACUUGUUGACAACACACCUCCAAAGAAGGUAAAUGAAUUCAUUCAGAGAACUCAUAGUCUUAAAGCUGUUGCUGUUGUUUGAUGUGCUACUAAUCCUAAGCGUUCCUCCUUUGAUGAAUCUUAUUCCCUCACCAGAUCUCACCGGUAUGUGAUACGAGUUAAAGUUUGUUGAAAGAUGUCCAUAGGCAAGUAACCAGGGGCACCCGACGAUAGUUUCCUCCUACAUACAUUAAAAACAUUUUUUUGGCUAUCCAGAGUACUUUUAGAUCUCUAGAAAUGCACUCUUAAGCGGCGCUAUGAAAUUUUUAUCUGUUCGGUCAUCGUAGGGGAACUUGAGUCUUUUCGAAAUUACAAGGGCUUCAGUUUAUUUUCCCGAAAAUUUUAGAUGCAAUUUAACGUACUACGAAAGUGAUAAUUUUUCUGAUUCCUCUCUCCAUCACAUUUUUGAAUCCGAAAAUUUUAGGCUUCCUUUUUUUCACGAAAAAUAGCCUAACCUUGGGGGGUGAAAUGUGAAAAAUUAAACUUUCGAAAAUCGUAGGGAAUUUAUUAAAUAAGCUUCGAAAGUUGUACAAGAAUAGAACGGUCACUGGAAAUUUUUAGCCGUCCUCAGGUAAUAGAAAAUUCUAGGCAAUGUUUGCUUCUCCGAACAGAUAUUUUAAAGAAAACAGUCGUUGGGUGCCCCUGGGUAACGCAUUCGCAAAUCCAAAGAUUUAUUCUCUGUUUAACCUACCCAAGCAACAAAUAUAGCCUUUAGCCUUUCCUGAAAAACUGGGUUUCAUCACCCGUGUUCUGUAACGACAACAAGUCAACACCUCUAUGAAGCAUGAUGCUUAUAAUUAGAGUAUGGGGAUAUAGCCGGAGAUAUAGCCUUAAAGGGCAAAUGAAUGGCAGCUUGCAAGCAACCUCGUUCCCAGGGUUCUUUCCUAACCGUCCCUGCAGGGACUGAUAGGAGAGGACCCCAGGGCGAGGUUGGCUUGUAAAUAGUUGCGCCAUCAAAAGUGUGACUGGUUGAGGCUUCUGACAAUGAAGGGCUUUCCACUUUUGGUCUCGGUGAAAGAAGAACCAUCACCUGCAAGCACACGUAUGCUGACAUCUGAAUAUCAAAUUCUUUUUUUUCAGGGUUCAGUUAUAGUGAGCGCAGACCGAACGCAUGACGUGUUUGGUAUUCACUCAAGCUGCCACUUAUUUAACAGAACAUUGCGGGCUCACUGGUUUGGUUUCAAUGACGACGACUCAGGCAUCAGCGGCUUUCGCGUAGCAGUAGGAAAGAAACCAAAUGCAGUGGACGUUUUGCCGUUUCAUGACGUUGGCAUGACAACAAAUAUCACCCUACCCUUGAAUAAUACAAGUGGGCUGUUUGAUGGGGACAUCGUGUACGUAACAGUAGAGUCAAGCAAUCGAGCUGGUCUAACAACUUACAGCAGUUCGCCCCCUACAAGGCUGAUUUCAGCAGACAGUGAUGCUUAUACAUCUGAAGGAGACUUUUACUGCUAUAAUGUUUAA